Harmonia axyridis is the source of this 2373-nucleotide messenger RNA. RefSeq lists its product as uncharacterized. The record is from RefSeq and is a predicted model, not a curated record. Lineage: Eukaryota; Metazoa; Arthropoda; Insecta; Coleoptera; Coccinellidae. The coding region runs from base 272 to 2314 and encodes 680 amino acids. The transcript has a single exon.
UCCAUAUAAUUUUGGACAUCUUGGACAAAUCUUCAUCGGCAAUCGCCGUUCAAACAACUAAGACUGUCAUUAUUUCCGAAACAUUAAGUGUGCCAUUUUCCUAUACUCCAGUCAUACUAAACAUGUUUAUCGAACAAAUAUCACUGCUUCAGUAAGUGGCUUCCGCCAUAAUUUAUGGUAAACAGGCAAAUAAUGAAUCAUAGAGAGAAGCGGAUAUUCUGACGCGCUCGUUGAGUUAACGUUUUAGACGUUUCCGAGGAACAAACCAAUAAUGUUCAUUUUGAGUGUUGCUUACCUGACAUUUUACCUUCCGAACUCUCACGCGAAGUUGUUAUUGGAUAGUCUCCCUGUGUGUAUAAUAGAAGAGAAUUUGUUCUGGGAAGUGUACGAUAGGCAUUUCGAUGAAGUGAAUAAACUGAAAGUUAUCAUAUUGGGCAGUGCAAAUUUUUCGGCAGAUGUGCGUGAAUUUUCCAGUUACUUCCUGAGAGUGAUGUCAGGAAAGGAAAUAUUUUUUGCAGAUGUCAAAGUGAAAUAUCGCUAUAUCAAUCGAUCAAAAACACUUCCGCCCAUCAAUCUUAAUGGACCAGCCAUCGUUGAUAUGGAUAGAAACGUGAAAUAUUUCAGUGGUUCUCCAACAUACUGGCGAAGGGUCAAGUAUUAUUCAGCAGAUCCACAACAUGUAGUUAUCGUAAUCGUUUGGAAUGUAGAAGAUUUACGCCAGGCGUUGAUUGAAGAUCGCAAAUUCAUCAUACACCAUUCUAGGUCACUUUAUUCAAUUCUCUUUGUGUCAUCGGAACCUUUUGAAUGCCCUUUGUGGAAGUUCAAGAUUGGCGAUAUUCUGAAUAAAUUAUGGUAUCACUUUAAAACUUUGAAUGUUAUUGCUCAGACGCCUUGCUCCUGUGACCAGGACAAAAUUUUCCUACUGAAACCCUUCUAUCCAACUGGUCCAUCAAGCUGGGGGGGACUGGAUGUAUUUCCCAUGUCCACUGAUGAUCGGAGUAUACACCGUAUGUUGAAUUCAAUGAAACAUAUGUUUCAGUAUCCAAUGAAAGUUUCAAUAUUUGAAAGAUUGCCAACGGCUACGAGGAACCUUUCGAAGUUUAUGCAGCAGAACUUUAUUUACCAAAAUUUGAUUCACUCAGGUGGCUACUCUGGUGUCGAUGGUGCUAUGUUGGAAAAUUUUUCCAAGUUCAUGCAUUUCAAUCUGACAAUUGUUGGAUGUGACAGCAGGGAAUGCUUUGGAACUGUUUAUCCUAAUGGAACUGUAACUGGCAGCUUAGGAUUGGUCGCUUCAGACCGAGUUGAACUUUCUACGAAUGCACGAUUUCUGAAACACUAUAAUACAUCUAAAAUCGAAUUCACUUCAAUAACUUAUAGCGACCAAGUAUGCUUUAUUGUGCGAAAAGCUUCUAUUGUUCCUAGCUGGAUGUUCUUAUACAAAGCUUUCGAUUAUCCUUCGUGGUUAUGUAUUUUCUUCUUUCUGGUGGCUUGCAUAAUGUUCUCACUCCUGAUGAAAAUGCUGGGCGCCUUAUUAUUCGGAAAAUAUAUUAGUUUCAAGAUGAGAGUUAUUAUCCAUAUACUCCUUACACCUAACCAUCCAAAUCUGAAGAAAGGACAGGCAAUUUUUACAACAGUGUAUCUCAUGUACUCCGUUAUUUUCACUGGAAUUUUUCAGGCAGUUAUGGUGAAGCUAUUCUCAGUAGUAUCGAGAUUCCAGGAAAUUAACACAAUAGAGUCUUUGCUGGAUGAAAACUAUCAAAUCCUGAGUUCACUGGAUAUUUUCACAGAAGAUCAAAUGGAUAUCACCAAAAAGUUGAAUGAAAGAGUUCUCAGAGAGUUUGAAGAGAAAGCCCUCAUUAGAGUAGCCACAAGUAAUGAAAAUUAUGCGACACUAGAGAGGAAACGGGAUGCAGAAUAUGUCAUAGAAUCAUAUUACACAACUUCCGAAGAUGAACCUUUGUUGCAUAUAGUAGCUGAAUGUCCUGUUUCUUAUUUUAUGGCAUAUAUCGUUCCAGCUGAGUCCCCCUAUAGAAAAAGAUUCGAUCAUCUCAUUUCCGUUUUUAGGGAAGCUGGAUUGAUAGAGUAUUGGUAUGAUUUAAUGGUGGCCAAUCUCAUUCUUGAACAAAAAGUAAAGCAAAAUCGCGGUCGACGGGAGAAAACAAGACCUUUUUCUUUGGAAGAAGUUCAAUUUCCUUUCAUUAUUUUAGUGCUUGGUUUGAUGUUAUCGGCUUCCAUAUUCACAAUGGAGAUAUGCAUGAAGAAGAGACAUAUUAUAAAGAUUGUAUCAAUCAAUAAAUUAGCGAAUACUCAUUAAUAUUGUGUGAAUGUAUAAUUUUUAUUCUAAGGCAAUCUGAUGUUUCAACAGAAAUUGUA